This is a messenger RNA of Penicillium atrosanguineum, 1071 nucleotides long. RefSeq names its product carbon-nitrogen hydrolase family protein. The transcript has 5 exons. The coding region runs from base 1 to 1071 and encodes 356 amino acids. Gene Ontology annotation, biological process: cyanide catabolic process. Gene Ontology annotation, molecular function: cyanide hydratase activity. Lineage: Eukaryota; Fungi; Ascomycota; Eurotiomycetes; Eurotiales; Aspergillaceae. The record is from RefSeq and is a predicted model, not a curated record.
AUGGCACCUGUUCUUAAGAAGUACAAGGCUGCAGCUGUUAAUGCUGAACCCGGCUGGUUUGAUCUAGAGGAAUCGACUCGAAGAACCAUCCACUGGAUUGACGAAGCUGGCAAGGCCGGAUGCAAGUUCAUUGCUUUCCCGGAGCUGUGGAUCCCCGGCUACCCUUACUGGGCUUGGAAGACGAACUACCAGGAAAGCCUGCCGCUUCUCAAAAAAUACCGCGAGAACAGUCUUCCUUCAGGCUCUGAGGAGAUGCGCCGUAUUCGCGAAGCUGCCCGUACCAACAAGAUCUUCGUCUCUCUCGGUUACUCCGAGGUUGAUCUAGCCAGUCUCUACACCACUCAGGUCAUGAUCAACCCUGCUGGAGAGAUCAUCAACCACCGUCGCAAGAUCCGCGCCACUCAUGUCGAGCGCCUUGUCUUUGGUGAUGGCACCGGUGACACCACCGAAUCGGUCAUGGACACCGAAAUCGGUCGCAUCGGUCACUUGAAUUGUUGGGAGAACAUGAACCCGUUUAUGAAAGCUUACGCCGCAUCUCUGGGUGAGCAGGUCCACGUUGCUGCUUGGCCAUUGUACCCUGGAAAGGAGACGUUGAAAUACCCCGAUCCUUACACCAACAUCGCGGAGGCGAAUGCGGACCUUGUUACACCUGCCUAUGCCAUUGAGACAGGAUCUUUCACUCUUGCUCCCUGGCAAACUAUCACUGCCGAGGGUAUCAAGCUGAACACUCCCCCCGGAAAGGAGUUAGAGGAUCCUAACAUCUACAACGGUAACGGACGUAUCUUUGGACCAGAUGGACAGAACCUUGUUCCCCAUCCAGCUAAGGACUUCCAGGGUCUUCUCUUUGUGGAUAUCGACCUUGAUGAGAUUCACCUAACCAAGUCUCUGGCUGACUUUGGUGGCCACUACAUGCGCCCGGAUCUCAUCCGUCUUCUUGUCGACACCAACCGCAAGGACUUGGUUGUUCAUGAGGACCGAAUCAAUGGCGGUGUCGCUUACACUCGCACCGCUGAUCGCGUCGGCCUUUCCACCCCGCUGGAGCCUGCUACUGCCGAUUCCAAUGAGAGCUAA